UGUUACACUGGAUCAAAAUGGCUGCUUUGAGUUUUUUUCAUUGAAGGCACUGGAACAUUUAUUCCGCUUCAUGCUUUGGAUUUCCUGCCUAUAGUGAUGCAACUCGAUUGGCAAGGCUUGAAUGGUGUGUGUGUGGAGGUGACAGUGCUGGUGUAACACAACAUCGCCUCCUGUCACACAGCAACCACAAUGCAACAAGUCUUAGAAUGUGCAUUGGAUCGGGCUGAGUACAUUGUUGAAAGUGCUCGUCAGCGACCGGUAAAGAGGCGUGUGUCUUCCGGUGGAAGGAAAUCCUUAUAUCAGAAACUUUAUGAAUUGUACCUCGAAGAGUGCGAUAAAGAGCCUGAGUUGAAGAAUCUGCGGAGAAAUGUGAAUCUUCUAGAGAAGCUGGUCUCGCAGGAAUUAGUCUCAUGUCUGGUGGUCAACUUGUACCCUGGAAAUGAAGGAUACUCUCUUAUGCUCAGAGGAAAAAAUGGAUCUGAUUCAGAAACAAUCCGGCUUCGCUAUGAAGAAGGAGAGUUACUCGAGUACCUGGAUGCUGAGGAGCUGCCUCCCAUCCUGGUAGACCUUCUAGAAAAAUCACAGGUCAAUAUAUUCCACUGUGGCUGUGUCAUAGUCGAAGUUAGGGACUACCGACAGUCUGGGAAUCCAAAGAUGCCCUCCUACCAGAGUCGUCAUAUCCUGCUGAGACCCACUAUGCAGACCCUGAUCUGUGAUGUUCACGCUAUGACAAGUGAUCAUCACAAGUGGACACAGGAUGAUAAGCUUCAGUUGGAGAGUCAGUUGAUUCUGGCCACAGCAGAACCUCUGUGUCUAGAUCCCUCCAUCUCUGUCACCUGCACCACCAACCGUCUGCUCUACAACAAACAGAAGAUAAAUACUCGACCCAUGAAAAGGUGUUUUAGGAGGCAUUCACGAGCAGCACUGAAUAGACAGCAGGAGAUGAUGAACCACUGCCACUCACUGCCACAGCUCAGACUUCUGGACUACCUGCAUAGGAGGAAAGAGAGGAAACCUGCUCCCUCAAUAGACCUCAAAAUCUCCAAAUCUGGAAAUUGUGUGGACAUGUGGAAACAGAACAGUUGUCAGCUGACUGUCCCAGCAGAAAUUGAUGUGGAGAAAUAUGCAGUGGCAGAGAAAUCAGUCAAACUAGAUGACUCUCAGCCCAAUGUUUGGCCUGCACAGGACUUAAGGGACGACUACAUUUUCGAGUGUGAGGUGGGAGGCCAGCCUCAAAGAACAAAAUUCACUAUCUUCCAGCCUGUUGGGGACCCGCUGGUGUACGGGAAAAUCUACAGAUCAGAGGAGGAUGUCACAGACCUGCACCUCAUUCACCCACCAUUCCUCAUAGGUUCAAAGACAGACGCUGAUCGGUUUCUGACACAGUAUAAAGAGGUGUAUGAGCGAGAUGUAAAGUGUCAGGUAAAGAUGUUUCACAACUCAGGCAGUGCAGGGUCCCAAGGCCAGCUCUCCCCCACCAGAGAAAACGAGGUUGAUGGUUACUCGGCACUGGUUCAGUCUUCGGUUUUAGGGAAGGGCAUCAAACACAGACCUCCUCCUAUCAAACUGCCAGCCGGCUCAGCAUGCAGCACCUCAGGUAAUCCAUACAGUACACAGGCCCCUAGCGGCCAUCUGAAGUGCCCAACCCCUCCACCCUCAAAGAAUCAGUCGCUCUCCCGGAAACACUCUAUGGAGCUUGGCCUGCUGUCCCCUGCUGCUCUCUCGCCCAUGCAGAGAUCAGGUACACCCAAGCCCUCCACACCUACCCCAACCAACACGCCCUGUUCGACACCACACCCCUCAGAUAUUCAGAGUGCCACACCCUCAGUAACGCCCACUCCCCAAGACUCUGCCCUUCCACAGCAGCCUACAAUGCUGUCUCCGUUCACCCAGCAGCAAAUGACUCUACCUGUCAUGACUAUUCCCCUGCCUACAUCCAGUACCACUUCACAGGUCAUAACCAACCCUGCCGGGCUUAACUUCAUCAAUGUGGUGGGCCCUGUUUGCAGUCCACAGACUCUAAUGAGUGGUUCAAACCCAAUGUUGGGUUGUAGUCCUGGUACUCUAGCAUCUGGUAUACCCCUGAGUGGACUCUUGCCUUCCAGUGGUCUAAUGUCUGGAGCCCUACCUGCCAUGCAGCCUGCUGCUUCAGCGGGUGGGCCUUUUGGCCUGAACAACAGCCCGGGACUUCGACCGCUCAACCUUCUGCAGAUCCCUACAGGACCGCUGAUUUUUAACUCUCUACAGCAGCAGCAGUUGUCCCAGUUCUCUCCUCAGCAACAGAGCAGCCAAUCCGCUACAUCCAGCCCCCAACAGCAGGGGGAGUCGGUUGAUUCAGGACUGACAGCAGAACAGGGGCUGUCUGCACAACAGACAGCAGUCAUCAACCUCACUGGAGUGGGAGGGUUCAUGUCCCCACAGGCAGCAGUGCUGUCCCAGCUGGGUUGUGGUCUGGAGGGAUCCGGGCCCAGCCUACCAUCCCCGAGGCUCCAGCAACAGCCCCAGCCACAGAUUCAAUUGCAAUUCUUGCAGCACCAAAUGCAACAGCAGCAAAUGGGUAUGGCGGCGUCGGCACAACUGGCACUGCCACGGCAACAUUCCGCCAACCAGCCAAGAAGUAAGAGGAAACGCAGCACGCCACAGCCCCUUCCAAAAUCAUGACCUUCAGCCCUGCCCACACCCAAUAUGAGGAAGACAACAAUGGCACUGUGCUUGACCUACAGAUUUCUACAGACUGACUGUGGCUUGACUGGACUAAAGUUAUAAUUAUAAUUUUUUUUAUGUUUAUAGGGGUACAGGAAUUGCCCACCUGACCUCAGGACAGAUGAAUAGAUGUACUUGCAACAAGGAUUUUUAGAGCAGGGGACCUUUAGAGUAUUACCAUAUUUUUUUAAAGAACUACAAGCUAUGAAAUGAGACAAUUCUUGUAGGGCUCUCUAUGGCAUGCAGUCUUUAUUCUCCUUCCAAAUCGCCCUUUCUACGAGAGCCCGUUUGGUUCAAGAUAGUGGACCCUACGCACACUAACAAGGGCCAUACAGAUGUGCCUCAAUCACCUGUUGCUCAACUUUACCAUUGCGAGAAAACGUUCUCUCUACUGCUGGAUGUCAGAGUGAUAGGCCGCCAUGUCCCAGCAUGCAAUUACAUGUGCGGUUUUUAUACAGCACAUUUUAAAAAAAUGGCAUUUUGUUAUACUGUGGGAGGAGUUGAUGUAUAUUCUUAUCAGGGGGAUCUAACCAUGUGAGUUAAAGAACACUUCUGAACACUGAGGCAGAAUUUUUGUAAAUGGUCUUUGUCAGCAGUUUUAUUGUGAUAAAAAAGAAAGUAUAUAUUGACA
Messenger RNA from Xyrauchen texanus (razorback sucker), 3334 nucleotides. RefSeq names its product transcription factor SPT20 homolog. Bases 190 to 2661 code for a protein of 823 amino acids. Gene Ontology annotation, molecular function: transcription coregulator activity. Lineage: Eukaryota; Metazoa; Chordata; Actinopteri; Cypriniformes; Catostomidae. The transcript has 24 exons. The record is from RefSeq and is a predicted model, not a curated record. Gene Ontology annotation, biological process: regulation of transcription by RNA polymerase II. Gene Ontology annotation, cellular component: SAGA complex.